This is a messenger RNA of Hemicordylus capensis (graceful crag lizard), 4626 nucleotides long. RefSeq names its product lactamase beta (gene LACTB). The record is from RefSeq and is a predicted model, not a curated record. The transcript has 6 exons. NCBI's taxonomy places the organism in Eukaryota, Metazoa, Chordata, Lepidosauria, Squamata, Cordylidae. The coding region runs from base 695 to 2395 and encodes 566 amino acids.
AAAAGCUACAGCAUUCUUCCAUCAAGAAGACUAGUUUUCCAACACAGUCAGCUAUCCUAAUGCAAACAAUACUGUUGCCAAAGUUGAACCCUGUAAGUGAAUCCAGUCUUGGUCUGCACGGGGAUAUGAAUUUGGCAUAUGAUAACUUACUUUGCUUUAUUGGGGAAGUAGUAAUGACUAUGAAAACAACAAAUGCUGCAAUGAGUCCCACCUGCUCUGCAUUUGGCAGCAUAUGUGAGAGCUGUUUGCUCUGGCUUCCUGCCUGACUCCGAGGCAACUCCUGUUUCAUAGCUUAACACAGGGCUUCCCAAAGUUGGCUCCCCAGAUGUUGAUGCAGUGGCCUUUUGCUGGGGUUUAUGGGAGAUGUAGUCAAUAACAUCUGGGACCCAGCUUUGAGAAUCCCUGGCUAACAGCACAGUUCUGUGCAAGUCUACUCAGAAGUAAGCCCCACUGAAUCCAGUAGGGCUUGCUCCAGACCAGGUGAGUGGACUGCAGCUGGAGGCCUGCUGCGCCCAGUUACCUGGGGGCAAGCCCCAUCCAACACCAUGGGGUUUACCACCGAGGCAGAGAUAUGGGAAGGCGACCUGAGCAAGGUCUCCAGCAAACAGAGAGGUGGCGCUCGAUGCUCUCGGGAGGCGCUUGCUGAUGCCUGGGGGCUGGCGGGCCGGCUCCCGGAAGCGAGGGGCAGGACUCGAUGUAUUCAGCCGGCACCUGCUCCUGCCUGGCGCCUCCUAGCAGCGGCGCGCAGGGCCUAGGCCGGAGCCUGGGCCUCACCGGAGCGAGCGAGCGCUCCCCAGCAGUCGCGAUGUGGCGGAAGAGCUUGGCGGUGCUGCUGCGGAGAGCCCCGUUGCCGCUGCUCGGGAGCGGAGGCUGCCGCGGCGGCCCGUCCCGACGGCGCCUGUGGGGGCUGGGCGGGGGGCUCGGCUUGGCGCUGGGGCUGGCGGCGGCGGCGGCGGCGGCGGUGCCGGCCGAGGAAGAGCAGCAGCAGCAGCAGCGAGAGGGGCUCGCGCUGCGUCGGCGGAGGAAGGACUUCAGCCGGGCGGUCGAGAGCAGCAGGGACCUUCUCCUGCGGGUGAAGGAUGAAGUGGGAACCCCAGGAAUAGUUGUUGGAGUUUCUGUAGAUGGAAAGGAAGUGUGGUCAGAAGGGCUGGGUUAUGCUGAUGUGGAAAACCGUGUGCUCUGUAAGCCAGACACAGUUAUGCGAAUUGCUAGCAUUAGCAAAUCUCUUACUAUGGUUGCUGCUGCAAAGCUGUGGGAGGAAGGAAAACUGGAUUUUGAUGCUCCUGUGCAAAAGUAUGUUCCUGAGUUUCCUGAAAAAGAAUUUGAAGGCAAAAAGGUAAUCAUUACUACAAGGCUGUUAGCUUCACAUUUAAGUGGAAUUCGCCAUUAUGAAAAGGACAUUGCCAAAGUAAAGGAAGAGAAGGAAAAGAUUAACAGAGCCCUAAACAGUGGGAAAGAUGCCCCAAAAUCUGAGCAAAGAGAAAAAGAAGAUAAAGGCUCUGAAAAGAGUGAGUCAGCUAAAACCAAGCAUAAAGACAGAAAUUCGAAAGCCGGAAAGAACAAAAUUGAGUUUGAACAUGAAGAAUACUGUUUGAAAGAGAAAUUUGAUAAUGUGAUUGAUUCACUGAAUAUGUUUAAGAAUGAUCCUUUGUUCUUUAAACCAGGUAGUCAGUAUUUGUAUUCGACUCAUGGAUUUACUCUUCUGAGUGCUGUUGUGGAGAGAGCCUCUGGUCAUAAAUUCACAGACUACAUGCUGAAAAUGUUUCGUGACCUGGAUAUGUUGGCAACCGGACUGGAUGAUAAUGAGCCACUGAUCUACAACCGAUCAAGAUAUUACAUCCACAACAAGAAAGGCCAUCUAGUCAACGCACCCUAUGUGGACAACUCUUACAAGUGGGCUGGAGGUGGUUUUGUGUCCACAGUGGGUGACCUUGUGAAAUUUGGAAAUGCCAUGCUGUAUGGCUAUCAACUUGGGCAGUUGGAAAACCUCCCCACCAGCCUUCUUCCUGGGUAUCUCAAGCCCAGCACCAUAGCAAUGAUGUGGACACCAGUGCCCCAAACAGACCUUCCUGGGUCCAGAAGUGAUAAAUAUGGGAUGGCCUGGAGGGUCAUGGAGAAGAAGCAGGAAUGUGGCUUUUGCAGGCAGGAGCGAUACUGUGCCACCCACAGUGGGAGGGCAGUAGGAGCAAGCAGCGUCCUGCUUAUCCUUCCGGAGGAAGGGGCCUUGGAGGCUCCAAAGGGUAGCCCCCAGGUGCCCCCACAGGGUGUGGUGGUCUCCAUUAUUUGUAAUAUGCAGGCUGUUUCCCUCUUAAGCACUGCCUUAAAUAUUGCAAUGGAAUUUGAGAAGGACAAGUUAGCACAAAAUGCUGAUAAAAACAGCUCCUCGCAGGACUGAGCAAGAUUCCUACAGAAAUGUUGAAAUUGAUGUGUGCAGAUCAGUGUCCAUAGCACCCAAAAGAAGUGCCACCCUAUUCUCCAUCAGCUGUGCUGCAUUAAACUCUCCACUCAGGGAGCAGCCGUGUGGGUCUGAGGAUGCCUCAUUGAAGAAGGAAAGGAGCUUGACGAUAUUUCUCCAGUGCAAGUGGCCAAACACACACACACAGCCAUUACUUUCCCAUCAGAAGCCAAACUAGGUGCCAGUCCUAUAACGCUUCCUCUUCUUUCUUUGCUGCAGACUGAGUAAACGUCAUCUAAGAUGCACAAAACAUCUUCCUGGGUAUCUUGAAGAACCUGUGUGGCCUUCUUCAAGGCUUUUCCCUCUUCAAAAUUGUAAUUGAAACCUUGACAGUGAUGGUGAAAGCACAGGGGAUGGCAACCACGCCCAGUGUCCCUUGGCCAGGCAGUCACCAUCCCAGCAGGGAAGAGAGGAUCCAAUGGCCAUCCAUGCACAAUGUUGGUGUAGCACACAGGUGCGAGCUCUUGAUGAGGACUAGAACACAAGAACAGCCUCUCCAUUAGCUCCUUAGGCACAGCCAAGAGAGACGUGGAUGAGUCAACUGCCACCUUGCCUGGCUGAGGAGAGAAAUCCACUAAAGAGAACUGCUGGUAUGAUGGGCUUGACUCUAAAAUAGAUCUUCAGCAGAGGACCUUGGAUCGGAGGAUUGUGUGCUCACAACUGCACUCCCCAGGCAUUGCUCACCGCUGCCGUUGUGCAGGACUUUAAUUGCUCACUGUGGUCUGAAAAUAGGGCAGCAAGCUGUACUAUUUAACCCAUCACUGCAGGUUUGAUUCUCAAAAAGGUCAGAGGCAGCUUUUUGAAGCUUUAAGAGAUGCUUACAAAGUUGGUCAAAGAUUGCAAUCAGUGUGCAUUUACUUGAGAGUAAGUCCCAUUGAAUUCAUGGGUCUUGCAUCUGAGCAAACAUGGAUGGGUUGAGGUUAGAAGCCUUUUCACCAGGUUCAGUUCUCAAAAGCUAGCAAUGUCAUGCUGGAGUCGGCCCUGAAAGGUCCUAUUCUUAGUGAUUUUCGCCUCCCCAUAUUCCUCUGUACUACCUAAUAGGGUGUCCUUGAUUCCCUCUACAUUUUCUUUGGCGUGCCUGUCAACAGUCUGGAGAGGCUGCUGUCAGCUCGGCUGCCUUCUGUAUCCUGCCCUUGGACUUUGGAAAACUGAUUUCAUAUCUUGUAUGUCCUCACUAGUGGAUUUUCCUCUGAACCUUUGUCCUGCCUUUGUAGAGGAUGAGAGCGAGGAAUGACUUAAGGGCUUGAUCUGGCCACUUCCUCUUUCCCACAGAUCACCUUUGCUAGCUUGUUGGGAGAUCUUCAGCCUUUUAUUUGACCACCCUCUUGCUGCUUGAAAGCGGCAGGCCUGGCCAGCUGCUCCUCUUGCUUCUCCUAUCUUAGUCUCCAGUCACAUCAAGGCCUGCCAUUGGCAAAUUAGGCUCUUCCUGUUUGGAGGAUGGCCCAGAUGCAGCUUUGCCAGGAGACCCAGAUCAUUGCUCGUACUUCCUUACGAAACAAUUGUUUGAAAACAAAAUCUUAGACCACUCCAUGGACAUCUGUUUCGCAGUAUAGGGGCGGUGUUAAAGGCACUUCUAACUACUGUUUGAGUAGCUCAAACAGUAAUAAACAUUAUCAAACAGGAUAAACAUUAUCACUUUUAAUAUUUUUUUCUUGGCUGCAACCUAUACUUGUUUGAAAGCCAAGAAAGAGGGGAUUUUAUAAGCACCUCGAUAAAGUUGUAUAACCAAGGAAGACUCCUGGAGAGAGUAGGUUAUAAAAUGGAUUAUCUGAAUUGUUUUUCUUGCUCUUCCGUGUUAGGUGCCAAAUUGGGAAGUCUAACCACAGUAUUUUGGUCCUGGUGCUAAGUGGUUUAUUUUGUCAUUUCUGGCUUUCAUCCAGUUGUGCAGGUAAAAUACUGGAUCACCUUGGGGUGGGGGUGCACCGUGGCCAGCCUGAUGCUCUCACCACAGAAAAUUGUGGCUGGGGAUAAUGGGUAUUGUAGUACAACAGUAGCUGGUGAGCUUCAAAUAGGCCCUGACCUAAACCAUGUUAAGAGUAUCUAUCCCACCACCACCCACUUAUUUCUCUGGCAGCCUGACAUUUGACUGAAUUAUGUUGAUUCCUAAUAAGGUAGGAAUGAUUGUGACUGGCCUUGUGUAUGCCUUAAUAAACUUUUUAUAUUGCUGACUG